GCUGUUGGCUACUUUAGCAAACACUGCUCUUAAAUCCCACAUCCAAACCAAAGUUUCACUCUUUGUUUGAAAAAGUUUGAGCAAAUAAACUGACAAGUACCUAGAACCACAAAAUGGGAAGUGGAAUUAGCUCAGAAAGCAAGGAGUCAGCCAAAAGGUCAAAAGAACUGGAGAGGAAGCUUCAGGAAGAUGCUGAGCGAGAUGCAAGAACUGUGAAGUUGCUGCUUUUGGGAGCAGGUGAAUCUGGAAAAAGUACUAUUGUUAAACAAAUGAAGAUCAUCCAUAAGAAUGGCUAUAGUAAGCAAGAAUGCAUGGAGUUCAAAGCAGUGAUUUAUAGUAACACCUUGCAGUCCAUCCUAGCCAUUGUGAAAGCCAUGACUACCCUGGGGAUUGAUUAUGGGAAUCCCAGAAGUCCAGAAGACCAACAACAACUCUGUACCAUGGCAAAUGCACUAGAAGACGGGGACAUGACCCCUCAGCUGGCAGAGGUCAUAAAACGGCUAUGGGCAGAUCCAGGAAUCCAAGCCUGCUUUGAGAGAGCCUCUGAAUACCAACUCAAUGACUCAGCAGCUUACUAUCUUAAUGAUUUAGACAGAAUAACAGCUCCUGAGUAUGUGCCAAAUGAGCAAGAUGUUCUCCAUUCCCGAGUGAAAACGACUGGAAUCAUUGAAACUCAAUUCUCCUUUAAAGACUUGAACUUCAGAAUGUUUGAUGUCGGUGGACAGAGAUCAGAGAGAAAGAAAUGGAUUCACUGCUUUGAAGGAGUGACAUGCAUUAUAUUUUGUGCAGCACUCAGUGCCUAUGAUAUGGUCCUAGUUGAAGAUGAAGAAGUGAACAGAAUGCAUGAAAGUCUCCACCUGUUCAAUAGCAUAUGUAAUCACAAGUAUUUUGCAACCACGUCCAUUGUCCUGUUUCUUAAUAAAAAAGAUCUCUUUCAAGAAAAAGUUGCCAAGGUGCAUCUCAGCAUCUGCUUUCCAGAAUAUACUGGGCCAAAUACAUUUGAAGAUGCAGGGAACUACAUAAAAAACCAGUUUCUAGACCUGAAUUUAAAAAAAGAAGAUAAGGAAAUUUAUUCCCACAUGACCUGUGCUACUGACACCCAAAAUGUCAAGUUUGUGUUUGACGCUGUUACAGAUAUAAUAAUCAAAGAGAAUCUGAAGGACUGUGGGCUAUUCUAGUCAGUCCUUUUCUUUUCCACUAUUGCUCGUGU
Messenger RNA from Castor canadensis (American beaver), 1210 nucleotides. It is a transcript of the gene Gnat3, whose product is annotated as G protein subunit alpha transducin 3. Gene Ontology annotation, cellular component: cytoplasm; heterotrimeric G-protein complex. Gene Ontology annotation, molecular function: GTPase activity; G-protein beta/gamma-subunit complex binding; GTP binding. Lineage: Eukaryota; Metazoa; Chordata; Mammalia; Rodentia; Castoridae. Gene Ontology annotation, biological process: phototransduction, visible light; adenylate cyclase-modulating G protein-coupled receptor signaling pathway; sensory perception of sweet taste. The record is from RefSeq and is a predicted model, not a curated record.